Scylla paramamosain (green mud crab) is the source of this 2498-nucleotide messenger RNA. It is a transcript of the gene Ciao1, whose product is annotated as probable cytosolic iron-sulfur protein assembly protein CIAO1. The record is from RefSeq and is a predicted model, not a curated record. Gene Ontology annotation, biological process: iron-sulfur cluster assembly. The transcript has 2 exons. NCBI's taxonomy places the organism in Eukaryota, Metazoa, Arthropoda, Malacostraca, Decapoda, Portunidae. Gene Ontology annotation, cellular component: cytosolic [4Fe-4S] assembly targeting complex. Bases 37 to 1038 code for a protein of 333 amino acids. Gene Ontology annotation, molecular function: protein binding.
AUCACAGGGCUGUUAGGCCCAGAAGAGUGAAGCAACAUGAGCACAGCCAUUGCCACGCUCACCGGCCACAAGGACCGAGUGUGGAAUGUGGCGUGGAACCCCAAGGGGACCAUCCUCACCUCGUGUGGCUCAGACCACUCCAUACGGCUGUGGAGCAAGGAGGGGGACGCCUGGGUGUGCAAGACUGUGCUGUCCGAGGCGCACACACGCACGGUGCGCAGCGUUGCCUGGUCACCCUCAGGCAGCACCUUGGCCUCGGCCAGCUUUGAUGCAACAGUCAACAUCUGGGACUGCAGGGAAGAGAACAUUGAGUGUGUGGCCACCCUGGAGGGCCAUGAGAACGAGGUGAAAAGUGUGGCCUGGGCUGCAUCGGGUGCCCUGCUGGCCACAUGCUCCAGGGACAAGUCAGUGUGGGUGUGGGAGGUGGCGGAGGAUGACGAGUAUGAGUGUGUGUCCUGCUUGCCCUCUCACAGCCAGGAUGUGAAGAAGGUGGUGUUCCAUCCCACAGCAGACAUCCUUGCCUCUGCUUCCUAUGACAACACUGUCAAGCUGUACCGUGAGGAGUGUGACGACUGGAGUGUCUUCUGUACCCUCAGCGGCCAUGAGUCCACCGUCUGGAGCAUUUCCUUCGACUCCUCCGGCCACCGCCUCGCCUCCGUCUCCGAUGACCGAACUGUCAAGGUAUGGCAGGAGUACCUGCCAGGGAACAAGGAGGGAGUUGCCACACCCGAGGGAGCCCCGGUGUGGAAGUGUGUGUGUACGUUGUCUGGCUUCCACCAGCGAGCCAUCUACGAUGUCUCCUGGUGCAGCCUGACGGGGGCCAUCGCCACCUCCUGUGGGGAUGACUGCAUUAGGAUCUUCAAGGAGCAGCCAAACAGUGAUCCCAAUGCUCCUGUCUUUGACCUGCUGCUCACCAUCCAACAGGCACAUGCUGAGGAUGUCAACAGUGUCACCUGGAAUCCCACUGUGGUGGGACUGUUGGCCUCAGCCAGCGAUGAUGGCACCAUCAAGCUGUGGGACUUCUCACACAUAUUCUGAGUCCAUUAAUAACAGUAACUUGGGAUUCACUUCUCUUUUUAUAGUGUUUAGUUUUAUUUUUGGUGUGGCAGGUGCAAUUUGUAUGUGUGUGUGUGUUGGGCAUAACAAUGUUGAAAAGAGCAAGGACAAGAGUCAUUCCUCAGACUGUGAAGCAUCAGACUUACCUAACUUAUUCGUAUGCUAAUCAAGUUAUGUUGGGGAUCUUGGACCAAAAGUUUCAGUGUACAAAUAUGCAUAACCAUCUGAUCAAGUAAUCACAUCCCAGCUUUACUGACUUGUUAUACUGUUACUGUUUUUUUUUUUUUUUUUUCUUCCCAAGACUACAUAUGGGAAAUAGUACCCCCCCCCCUCUCUCUCUCUCUCUCUCUCUCUCUCUCUCUCUCUCUCUCUCUCUCUCUCUCUCUCUCUCUCUCUCUCUCUCUCUCUCUCUCUCUCUCUCUCUCUCUCUCUCUCUCUCUCUCUCUCUCUCUCUCUCUCUCUCUCUCUCUCUCUCUCUCUCUCUCUCUCUCUCUCUCACACACACACACACACACACACACACACACACACACACACACACACACACACACACACACAGAUAUAUAUUGUAUUUAUCAUUUGUUGGGCCUCUUUUAGUCUGGUAUCUCUGUCCACCAGUGAUGGUCAUGUGUCUUCAAACAGGUGAACAGAUUGAGUACAUAACAAUGCUGUGAAUAGUGGAUAGUGCAGGUCUUGACUCCAGGAGCAAUAUCCUAAAGCAGGUGUAUGAAAGAAGCAGCUACAGAGACUGAGAGCACCAGGCUGAUGUUGAACUGACUGAAAUCUCACCUAAGGUUCAUACUUCUUACUGAGCCUGAAAUUUUGAAAUCUAUUGUUGAUUUAUAAUUCACUUAGGUGCUGAGAAUUUAGAAGUCUUUACCUGAAUUAAGCCAUUUGAGUUCUUAAUUUAUUUAAGAACAGAACCAAGUGCUGUGAGCUUUUAAGAAUUUUAGAAAUAUAUGUAAACAGAACAGAGGCCGGCUCAUGGCAGCUUUGUUGUGUGUCCUGGCUUGUGCACCUGGGACGAAGCUGGGAAUAAUAAUAAUAAUUAUUAUUAUUAUUAUUAUUAUUAUUAUUAUUAUUAUUAUUAUUAUUAUUAUUAUUAUUAUUAUUAUUAUUAUAUCAUUAUUAUUAUUAUUAUUUUAUUAUUAUUAUUAUUAUUAUUAUUAUUAUUAUUAUUAUUAUUAUUAUUAUUAUCAUCAUCAUCAUUAUUUUCCUUUCCCAGCUCUGAUUAGUAGAUGGGGCUUUCUGUACAUGUUGACUGAUGCCUUUUUUUAUUUUUUUUUAUUGAAAUCUAUCAAUACUGUACAUAAUGUCGUAAUGCUUCUGAGUCCUAGUAGCCUUGAAGGAUAAAUAGUUAUUACCUGUUUUAUAUAUAUGUAUUAUAAAGUUCUAGUGGAAAGAUUGGAUAAGUAAAUAAAGGAUCAAGUAGCAUAAAAGUC